AGGAAUGCAUUGCCACAGAGACAGACAUCGCUUGUGAACUCCCACUCAUGCUGUUUUCCCGAUGCUGGGAGCAGAGAUGCUGGGGUGAGGGUCUGCACGGUUCCCCACCCAGCAUCUUCAAAGUAAACGCUCUCCAGCCUCUGCUCGCUGGGGUUCCUUCUCCCUCUCCACUUCCCUCUCCUGCCCACCUCUCCUCUCAUCUCCCGCCCCCCAUCGCCGGCGUCCACGCCCCCUUUCCCCUCCCACCUCUCCGCCGGGGGCUCAGCUCGCCUCUAGCCUCCCCUCAGUCUCAGCCUCCAGCUCAGGGUGGUGCUGGCGGGAGUUGGCUGGGCAGCAGGCUCUGGCUGUCCCCAGGCUCGUGGCAGCGGCGCCUUGCCCUCCUGCCUCUCCAGCUUUAGUGACCGCCUCGGAGGCACUGUGAUCAAGCUGAGCAGCACCCCCCCCCCCGGCCCCAGGACCGAGGAAGCUUCGCAGGACAACAUAGAGAAACAAAAUGGAAGCUAUGCUAUUUUGGUGGAUAUUUUUCACCCUUGGGUGGACCCUCAUUGAUGGAUCUGAAAUGGAACAGGAUUUUAUGUGGCACUUGAGAAAAAUACCCCGGGUUGUUGAUGAAAGGACCUUCCAUCUCACGAGCCCCACCUUUGAGGCAGAUGCUAAGAUGGCAUUAAAUGGGGUGUGUGGCAUUGAAUGCCAGAAAGAACUCCCCAGCCCCAGCCUUUCUGACCUGGAAGACUCUCUUUCCUAUGAGACUGUCUUUGAGAAUGGCACCCGAACCCUGACCAGAGUCAAAGUUCAAGGUUGGGUCCCUGAGCCAACUCAAAAUCUCACCAACCAAGGUGUGCCUAUCAGGAGAAAGAGACAGGUGUAUGGCACAGACAGCAGGUUCAGCAUCUUGGACAAAAGAUUCUUGACCAAUUUCCCUUUCAACACAGCUGUGAAGCUGUCCACUGGCUGCAGUGGCGUGCUCAUCUCCCCCAAUCAUGUCCUAACCGCUGCCCACUGUGUCCACGACGGGAAGGACUACAUCAAAGGGACCAAAAAGCUGAGGGUAGGGCUGCUGAAGAUGAGAAAUAAAGGUGGUGGCAAGAAACGUCGUAGGGGUUCCAGGAGGAGCAGGAGGGAAGUGAGUGGUGAUGAUGGAGGGAAGGAAAGCAAAGAAAAUCUGAAGGAGAGCGCUAAGGCUGGAAGAAGGAGAAAUAAAUCUGCUCGGGGUCAGAGAACUGCUGCAGGGGAGCCCUCCUUCCAGUGGACCCGGGUCAAGCACACCCACAUUCCCAAAGGUUGGGUCAGAGGAGAGAGCGGAGACGCAGCCCUGGACUACGACUACGCCCUUCUGGAGCUGAAGCGCUCUCACAAGAAGAAAUACAUGGAGCUGGGAAUCAGUCCCACCAUCAAGAAGCUGCCCAGUGGAAUGAUCCACUUCUCGGGCUUCGAUCACGACAGGGCCGAUCAGUUAGUCUACCGGUUUUGCAGUGUGUCCGAUGAAUCCAGUGAUCUCCUCUAUCAAUACUGCGACGCCGAGUCAGGCUCCACCGGCUCCGGGGUUUAUCUGCGCCUGAAGGAGCCAGGCAAAAAGAGUUGGAAACGCAAAAUCAUUGCGGUCUAUUCAGGCCACCAGUGGGUGGAUGUGCAUGGCGUUGAGAAGGACUACAAUGUGGCAGUGCGCAUCACGCCGCUCAAGUACGCGCAGAUCUGCCUCUGGAUGCACGGGGACGAUGCCAAUUGUACCUAUGGCUAAGGGUUCCCUGAAUUGAGGCCAUAGGUUAUAGGCAUCGGAGAGAAAACCAGUUCUGAUGAUUGCAGCAAGAUCACUUCAUAGUUUAUGCCUAGACUCAAAGCCUAAGGAUAGUGUUUCAACAUGUUUAUGUUUACUUUUUCCAAAUGAGGAGCUUCUCAUGCAUUUCAGAAAGGUUUAGGUACACAUGAAACCUUGAUGGGCACUUCAGUGCCAAGCAUAUAUUCUCUUUCCUUGGUGAUACGUUUCAUUUAUGGGGGAAAGAAUUUUUUUCUGCCUUCUUGAAAUUAGACAUGCUUUAAAACUUCAAGCUGGUAUUAUUAAUAAGGUGUGAUUUCUCAAUAGACUGUCAGGGUCCUACUCUAAGUAGAGGCUAAUAAUAGGGUGCCGGUUGCAUAUUAAAUGUGAAACUGAAGAUGAAGAGGUGGACAGUAACACCAGUGGAAUCAAGUUUGAGACAGUAAUUUAUACCACAGUUCAUACUGCUCUGAGAUAGACCCAUUCAGCUCAUGCCCUCUGAGUUCACAGUGUGUUUUCCAUUGAGUCUGAGAAAUUUUAGGUUUGUUUUGUUAAGAACAACAAGGAAUUUGGGAAUUCCCUGGUGGCCUAACCAUUAAAGAUUCAACCUUGUCACUGGUGGGGCCGGGAUUGGAUUCCUAGCCUGGGAAGGUAUGCAUGCCAAAGGCAAGCCCCCCCCCCCCGCCCCCACCUCACUGCAACAAACUAACAAAAAAGAAUUACAAGGAAUAGCAAGUUUUAUAAAUGAAACUACUAUUUUACUGCUUUAAAAAACUAUCAAUUGAAGCAUUUUUAUGGGAGAAAUACUUUGUUCUAUGAAAUAAAUCUAGUUUAAAAAUAGGAAAGGUGAGACAUUUUAAGAUCUCAAGUUUUUAUUUAACUAGUAUUCAAAACAUGGAGUUUUCAAGUAUACAGAGAAGACUGUUUGAAAGUUAUAAAUGAUUACACCUUGAAAGCCACAUCAUUUUAUUCUACAUAGUCUCCUAUGAAUGAAGUGUUAUAGUUUUAGUUUUGUCAUUUCUUGGCAGUUUCUAGGGCAUAUAUUGUCUUCUCUCUGGACACACCCAAGUUCAUUGAUUCAGACUGAGUUCAAGUUUAUUCUACUUAUUAUUUACUUUGAUAAGGGGAACGUUUACCCUUGACUAGUAUACAAAAGAAUAUGUGAUUAGAUUAUGAUAAAAAUGAUUUUGUAAAUGGUGUUGAAAAUAGCUGAAAUUUAAUAUAAGCUAUAUUCUUUCAUGUGGAUCUGUUAAAAAUCAUUCAAUAAAAACUUAAAAAAUAAA
Messenger RNA from Sus scrofa (pig), 3036 nucleotides. RefSeq names its product serine protease 35 (gene PRSS35). The record is from RefSeq and is a predicted model, not a curated record. Gene Ontology annotation, molecular function: serine-type endopeptidase activity. Lineage: Eukaryota; Metazoa; Chordata; Mammalia; Artiodactyla; Suidae. Gene Ontology annotation, biological process: proteolysis.